AUGCAACCCGCCUUGGUACCUAUCCAUAAACCGCAUACAAAACACACGAGGACGCGUACGGGGUGCCUAAACUGUCGUCGAAAGAAGCGCAAGUGUGAUGAGGGCCGCCCGGCUUGUGGUACCUGUCGCCGGAGGCAGGAGAAGUGUAUCUGGGGAGUCCAACUCAAAUUCCUUACGGAGAAUGCCAAGGGUAUCGGCGAUGAGCAUCCAAGCAUGCGGAGGCUGAGGGGCAAGAAGCAGAACAGUAAUUUCGAAAUUUUGGAUGUUACCGAGGAUGUUAUUCGCGACUACGACUCAGGCUCGCCGCCGCUGAUGGAUGAUGACUUUACCUGCGGCGACGACGACUUUGUUGUAGGGGUUGAUUGUCAUGGAGAUCGGGGUAGCACCGGCUAUUCCCACGCUUCUCGUUUUAGAAGAGCAGACGGGACGUCCUUAAUGGGUGACGAUGCAAACAUUUCAUCCUCCUAUGUGGAAAACACACUCCUCGGAGGCUAUCCCGAAUGGGUAGACGGCUCGUGUGAUGAGCAGUCGAAUUCUGCCGCGUCUUCCUUCGGAAUUUGGCCACUUGACAUGAGCGAGUACUCCGAUUUGCAGCUGGACGACGAUGGCAUCUUCCUGCCGGGCACAGCGUACCACGAACUUCACUCAACUCUCAGAAGCCAUCUGAUUCAAGAAGUGAAAUCUAAUGAUCCAACUCGCCCACCCAGUCCGCUCCCAGCGUUGGAAGAGUUGGAUACUAUUAGUGAGGGUGUAGAUGAUAUUGUCGACGACCUGAGCACAGCCGAACACACGCUGAUUUCUAGGGAUCGAAUUCUACAAAGAGAGGAGGAGGUUCUUUUGUGGAGAAAUUGGUUUGAUGAGAUUGCCCCUUGGCUUGACAAAUUCGACAAUGACCAACAUUUCAAACACAUCAUCCCCACCAUGGCGCCCUCCAACUCCUUCCUACAGUACUCUGUCCUCGCUCUUUCAGCAAGACAGAUCGAGCUGAAAGAAAAGACGUUACCUCACGAUCGAAGUUUGCUGCUGUACCAACAGGCUAUCCAUCUACUGCUCCCUCACCUGCCAUCUCGAACCACAGCCGUCAUCGCGAGCUGCGUUAUCCUUUGUGUUCUUGAAAUGGGUUCCUGCUCGCCCAAAGCAUGGAGGCGCCAUCUGGAUGGGUGUGCCUGUCUUUUAUCGGCCGUCGGCAUCAGUGGUUCUUCAAGCGGCGUGGAAGGCGCGUUGUUUUGGUGUUUUGCACGCAUGGACGUCUGUGGUGGUCUGAUAUCGUCCGUGAAGACCCUCAUCCCCAUCUCCCAAUGGGUACCUGGGUCGGGUGUUGACGCUGAUGUAGAAGUGUUCAAGACAAAAAGGAAGGACUUUCACAAUUGGGCUAAUUUCGCUGUAUAUCUUGUCGGCUUGGUUUUAGACUUUCUGGGGACCACGGCAUUGGAUGCUGAAGGGAGGCUUGAAUCGUGGAUGAAACUCUGGGGAUAUAUUGCCGAAUGGCACGACUUGCGGCCUGCGGCUUUGCAUCCGGUCGUCACUCUUCCCUCGAACGAUAAGUCCCCCUUUCCGACAAUACUGUUCUCGAAUCCCGCCGCGAUAUCCGGAAACCAACUUUACCACACAGCCUCACUUUUAAUGCUGCAAAAUAGGCCCGUGGGGCUACGUCUUUCAUCGCUAGGAACCUCUUCGAGCUCUGUCACGACAGGUGCUGCUGCAAGAUGCUCGACAAAGGCUCGUACCAUCCUCUGGCACGCGAGACAAGUCUGUGGGAUCAGCAUUUCCAAUGAUCACCACGGCGCGUGGACGAAUGCCUUACAGCCGAUAUGGAUCGCGGGCCGCUGCAUGAGCCACCCGGCGGAGCAUACGGCUAUCUUGGAGCUACUGGAUAAAAUUGAGCGCGAAUCGGGGUGGAGCACGAGAUGGAGAGGGGAUGACUUGAGAGAAUUCUGGGGGGAUUUGGGAGAAUGA
Messenger RNA from Clonostachys solani, 1956 nucleotides. The record is from the annotation of a GenBank genome assembly. Lineage: Eukaryota; Fungi; Ascomycota; Sordariomycetes; Hypocreales; Bionectriaceae.